This is a messenger RNA of Serpula lacrymans var. lacrymans S7.9, 580 nucleotides long. RefSeq lists its product as uncharacterized. The record is from RefSeq and is a predicted model, not a curated record. Bases 322 to 513 code for a protein of 63 amino acids. The transcript has 2 exons. Lineage: Eukaryota; Fungi; Basidiomycota; Agaricomycetes; Boletales; Serpulaceae.
GAGCAUAUUCUCAUACUCCCAGUGCCUACGUACCUUGGUUUAUCCCCUGUCUUCCGUGGAACACUGUAUUUUUAUGGUCAGUUUGUAAGACAAACGGCGAGAUACUCACGCACGUCCCGGUGCCAGUGUGGAUGUGGAAAUGUGUGAAGUACUUCUUGAAUACCGAUGAUGAUGAACUCUUGAUCAAGCUUGAUCAUGAAAACAUCGUGUUCAUCGAUGGCCGCUCCAAGAAUAGCAGAUGACACGGAUGUCGAAACGAUGUAAGAUAACAAGGGAUUUAAAGCUGCUAGCAAAGCGAAGGGACCGCGAACUCAAUGCCUCAUGGCUGCCACAAGGCUUGUGUUGGCGAAAUGCAGAACGGAGGCGCUGAGCUGUCUUGGAUUAGAUUGGAUAUGUUUCUCUGCUAGAUUUGCUCAGAUCACUACCAAGCCCAUCCAAUACAUACCAGAGACUGCCAAGUCCAUCCGCGUACUGUUAUCCGCUGCUCCCAUGUACAUAUGGAAAUGUUCUUGACACACGCCUGGCGACUACUGGCGCAAUACGCGAGUACAUAAGAGGCCUCCUCAGAAAUACUGGCCAA